Calidris pugnax (ruff) is the source of this 1203-nucleotide messenger RNA. RefSeq names its product chymotrypsin-like elastase family member 2A. The coding region runs from base 8 to 844 and encodes 278 amino acids. The transcript is spliced from 7 exons. The record is from RefSeq and is a predicted model, not a curated record. Gene Ontology annotation, molecular function: serine-type endopeptidase activity. Gene Ontology annotation, biological process: proteolysis. NCBI's taxonomy places the organism in Eukaryota, Metazoa, Chordata, Aves, Charadriiformes, Scolopacidae.
CGGCAUCAUGCUUGGAGUUCUGGUUGCUGUGUUGGCUCUGGCAGCUGCAGCCUUUGGCUGUGGGGUUCCUGCCUACCCCCCCUCUGUGUCUAGAGUGGUGGGAGGGGAAGAUGCGAGACCCUACAGCUGGCCCUGGCAGGCCUCCCUUCAGUACAGUUCAAACGGCAAAUGGUACCAUACUUGUGGAGGAACCCUCAUUGCAACCAACUGGGUGAUGACAGCUGCCCACUGCAUCAGCUCUUCUAGGAACUAUCGAGUACUUCUUGGAAAAUACAAUCUGGCAGCUGUGGAACAAGGAUCAUUUGAAGCUUUUCCAGAAAAAAUCAUCGUUCAUGAGAACUGGAAUCCACAGAAUGUUGCAAAUGGGUACGACAUUGCUCUGAUCAAGCUCAGUGAGCACGUGGCCUUAAACAGCCACAUUAAGCUGGCCUGCCUGCCCCCUGCACAGAGCAUCCUCUCCUCCAACACCGCCUGCUACGUGACGGGGUGGGGAAGGCUGCAGACAAACGGACCUCUUCCAGAUGACCUGCAGCAAGGCCUUUUGCUGGUGGUGGAUUACGCCACUUGCUCCAAGUCUAACUGGUGGGGAAGCACAGUGAAACCCACCAUGGUUUGUGCUGGUGGGGACGGAAUCACCUCCAGCUGCAAUGGGGACUCUGGUGGCCCACUGAACUGCCAAGGUGCUGAUGGCAGGUGGGAAGUGCACGGUAUUGUCAGCUUCGGCUCUUCCCUUGGCUGCAACUAUUACCACAAGCCUUCUGUCUUCACCCGGGUGUCUGCUUACAAUAACUGGAUCCAGUGGGUAAGUUUCAAGAUGCUGCUUCUGGAGAAUAUAAAGACUUAGUGAUUUCUGAGGUUCUCUGACAGAUUCCUGCCACCUACUCAGGGAGCUGUAUCACUUUUGAUUCUACUUUCCAUAGGAGUAACCUCUGUAGACAAGCCCUUAUCAGUGCAUUCUCCUUUUAUACUAGAGCUAUAUUUAUGGUUAUAAAGUUUUUACUGGUAUGACUUCGGAAGUGAUCACUCAAAUUUGUAUUCACCAGUGACACUGCUUUUUGCAAUUGCAUUCUAGAAGGCAGCACAUGCUGCUCAAGUCUGGGACUUCAAUUAUUUUUUAAAAUAAUGUAAACUUUAAUCUAAAAAGUGACUGAGAAGAAAAGGUCUCCUUUCAGUUACUUAAAUCCCUCAUCUUCAAUGCAACAU